AUGCCUCCACUAGAGUUCCACGAGCUCCGCCGGGGCAAAUACUCCAAGCUCGACGCUCCCGUGGAUGACGAAUCUCCCUCGCGCCCAUCCUUCGCUUCGGACGCUUCCUCCUUUGAAGACCUAGAAGAAUACGACCCUUUAAAUUAUGAUGCGGGCACCCUCAAGCGCAAGAAAAGCUCCGGCGACCUGCGAACGCGCAAACCCUCGUUCAAGAAAGAGGCGGAGAAGUUUGCUCUCAGACCGAAACCGGGUAGAAGCUGUGGCAUACGGCAAUGGUGUUGUUGGCUCUUGGUAUUCGUAACGUCAGUUAUUCUACUGUUCACUGCGGGUGGGCUGUGGGCGUACAGGAGGACACUGGUGAAAGAUGGCAUGAGUCCGCCGUGGUACCCUACACCCAAGGGUGGUGCGGAUGCGGCGUGGGCCGAGAGCUAUAAGAAAGCGGCGGAGAUGAUUCGGCAGAUGACGCUGGUGGAGAAGGUCAACAUCACGACGGGUGUGGGGUGGAGCAUGGGGAUGUGUGUGGGCAACACAGGGCCGGUCCAGCGACUAAAGUUCCCCUCGUUGUGCCUUCAGGAUGGCCCACUCGGCAUACGAUUCGCGGACAAUAUCACAGCGUUUCCGGCGGGAGUCACCGUGGGCGCGACCUGGAACAAGGACUUAAUGUACCAGCGAGGAAAGGCACAUGGACAAGAGGCACGUCUGAAGGGCGUGAAUGUAUUGCUUGGACCUGCGAUGGGUCCCCUGGGGAGAAUGCCUGCUGGAGGUCGGAAUUGGGAAGGAUUUGGAUCGGAUCCGGUACUCCAAGGCAUCGCGGCUGCGCAGACGAUCAAGGGCAUACAGGAUGCGGGCGUUAUAGCCACCGCGAAACAUUUCAUUCUCAACGAACAGGAACACUUUCGGCAAGCGUGGGAGUGGGGUCUGCCAAACGCCAUUUCAAGUAACAUCGAUGACCGCACUUUGCACGAAAUCUACGCUUGGCCAUUUGCUGAAUCUGUGAAGGCUGGCGUAGGCUCUGUAAUGUGCUCGUAUAACCAGGUCAAUAAUAGCUAUGCCUGUCAAAAUAGUAAGCUCAUGAACGGUAUCCUCAAGGACGAACUCGGUUUCCAAGGCUUCGUUCAGAGUGAUUGGCUUGCUCAGCGUUCGGGUGUAGCAGCCGCCCUGGCUGGCUUAGACAUGUCGAUGCCUGGAGAUGGUCUCAAAUGGGCGGACGGAGACAGCUUGUGGGGCGCUCAACUUACGAAGGCGGUGUUGAACGGAAGUGUUCCUAUUGAUCGUGUGGACGACAUGGUUACUCGCAUUGUUGCCGCCUGGUACCAAGUCGGGCAGGACCAGUGGUCCGACGAUGGGCCCAACUUCUCAUCCUGGACGAAUGACGAGGUCGGCAAGAUUUACGAAGGAAGCCCUUCGGACAACACCAAAGGCGUUGUGAAUAAGUUCAUCAAUGUGCAAGGCGAGGGCGACGAUUUCCACGGCACUCUGGUACGCAAGAUCGCAGUAGAGGGCACAGUACUCCUCAAGAACCAGGAAAGCCUUUUACCCCUAAGCCGGGAUGGAUGGCAGGAGCAUGAAAAGGCUAGUAAGGCUGGCACGAAGUAUCGUGUCGGUAUCUUUGGUGAAGACGCACGCCUCAGCCGCGAUGGUAUUAACAACUGCCCUGACCAGAGUUGCAACGAUGGCACAUUGGCUUCUGGUUGGGGUAGCGGUGCCGUCGAAUAUCCGUACCUCAUCGAGCCUCUCUCUGCGCUGCGCAAUGCGUUCAACAACGACUCAGUCUACGUCACCGACUGGCCUGAGAACACUCUACCCAAAGAGAGACAAGUUAUCGAGGACCAGGACCUCUGCAUUGUGUUCGCCAACGCUCACGCUGGAGAGGGGUACUUGAAAUGGUCAGAUGUUCGUGGUGAUCGAAACGACUUGAAUCUACAGAAGAACGGCGAUCAGCUCAUCCGAGACGUUUCCAGGAGCUGCGGAAAAGGCAACGGGGAUGUAGUCGUAGUGAUUCACGCUGUUGGGCCGGUGACCAUGGAAAGGUUUAUUGACCUGCCCAACGUGAAGGCCGUUCUACUUGCCAACCUCCCCGGCGAAGAGUCUGGCAACGCGCUCGUAGACCUCAUUUUCGGAGACGUCAACCCCUCAGGUCGUCUUCCCUACACAAUCGCCAAAACUGAGGAAGACUAUGGACCCGGCAGCAAGAUCAAAUACCUUCCCAACCCCGUCGAAGGCCUUACGCCUCAACAGAAUUUCUCAGAAGGCCUGUAUAUCGAUUACCGCCACUUCGACAAGCAAGGAAUAGCACCCCGCUACGAAUUUGGCUAUGGGCUCUCAUACACCACUUUUCAGCUCUCCUCCCUCCUCAUCUCCGGCCACGGCGGCAAAGCGCCCCUGCCUGCAGCGCGCCCAUCCAACACCAUCGAGCCACCUACAUAUCCAACCAUCCUCCCAGACCCCAGAUCCGCGCUCUUCCCGCCCAAUUUCCACAAAGUCGAGAAAUACAUCUACCCGUACCUCACCUCCACCGAAUCGAUCCACAGAUCCAAGAUCCUCGCAUCCCAACUCCAAAGCCCGCUUUCCGACGCCGGCGGUGGCCCAGGCGGCAAUCCGGACCUCUACACCACGCUCAUCACUGUCUCCGCAACCGUGACGAACAUCGGCCUUGUGGCCGGCGCGACCGUGGUUCAGCUAUACGUUUCCUUUCCCAAAAAUUACAAAGAUCCCGAGACCGGCGAGGCAAUAGACUUUCCUGUGCGCGUCCUGCGCGGGUUUGAGAAAGUGCAUGUGCCGGCGCAGCAGGAGGUGCCUGUCAAGGGGGUGAAAGGGAGCGCGCAUGGGGGAGGUGGGAAUAGGCAGGUGGUGACGUUUGAGCUGAGUAGGAAGGAUCUGAGUUACUGGGAUGCGGGGAGGCAGAAUUGGGUGUUGCCAAUCGAGGGGGAGUUUGAGAUUGGGCUAGGGUUUUCGAGUAGGGAUUUGCAGUUGAGGGGGACGUGGUAG
Didymosphaeria variabile is the source of this 2988-nucleotide messenger RNA. RefSeq lists its product as uncharacterized. NCBI's taxonomy places the organism in Eukaryota, Fungi, Ascomycota, Dothideomycetes, Pleosporales, Didymosphaeriaceae. Gene Ontology annotation, biological process: glucan catabolic process. Gene Ontology annotation, molecular function: beta-glucosidase activity. The transcript is spliced from 3 exons. The record is from RefSeq and is a predicted model, not a curated record. The coding region runs from base 1 to 2988 and encodes 995 amino acids.